Messenger RNA from Miscanthus lutarioriparius, 1626 nucleotides. The record is from the annotation of a GenBank genome assembly. Lineage: Eukaryota; Viridiplantae; Streptophyta; Magnoliopsida; Poales; Poaceae.
AUGGGAAUCAACGAGCUCAAGAGUUCGAUGAUGGAGAUGACUGCGAUGAAGACAUAUUUGUUGCUGUGGAAGCCCAAAGUCGACAACAGAGUUCAUGAGCUCGUGCACGCUAUGCUGAAUCUAGGGGAACACAGCGAGCAAGUUCUGGGAUCUCAGAUUUCGCUGGCCCAACCUCUAGAACCAACCCAUGGGGAGCAAUCUGGGGAAGUCACCAUCGCUCAACCCUCGCUCACCACGGCAAUUUGGGAGGACCACUUCGCCUCUUCGAGCGUCAAGGCGCCGAGCUCCGCUCAUCUAGAGUUUCACCCGUCAAGGGCGGCACCUGGGUCGUUAGACCCCGGCAAGCAAACUUCUCACCGGGGUGCUGAUUUCGGGGCAGUGUACACCAUUGCCCCGGAACCAGCCCCGGUCACAGCUCUCUGCAAUAGGUUUGACAAAGAUGAACACAAUCAUCUGUUGCGCCAUUUCUUUCAUAUUAAGCAAACCACCAUAGUCUCUGAACAUGUCGAACAAUUCAGUGACAUUGUCCAUCAAUUAUUAGCCCAUGAUCCAUCUUUUCCUGCUACCAUUAUCACAAACCACUUUCUUGAUGGCCUUAAAAAAGAUGAAGAAGCUUCCCAAGACCAACCUAUCAGGAGAUCUGAUUUGGGCUCUUACUCAAAGGGAACCAAUCAAGACUCUGUCAAAGCACCUUUUGCAGCCCCUCCUAAUUUUGCAAGAGUUGUCGAAGAGAAGAAGCCACCUGAUCUUGGCAAGACCAGGCAUACAGGGGAGGAUAAAUUGACUGCUUUGAAGAAUUAUAGAAGAUCCGAGGGCUUGUGUUUCAAAUGUGGAGAAAAAUGGGGACCCAACCAUAAGUGUCCUCCUUCUAUCUCUCUCAAUGCUAUAGAAGAUAUCUGGAAAUGUAUUGCUGAUCAUGAAGAUCUAGUACCAACAAUAGAAGCUGUAGAGUCUGACUCAGGAGAUCAUCUGAUGGCUAUAUCUCUACAAGCUCUGAAUGGCAUUGAAGGCUCUAGAACAAUCAGACUGAGAGCUAAUGUGUCUCCAUGGCAGCCACUAUCUCAGUUAGUAACUGUAAGAGUAGCUAAUGGAGAGGUUCUGUCUUGUACUCAUGAGCUACGUGAUCAAGUCUGGGGCACACAAGGGCAUUCUUUCAGUACAACACUGAAAAACAUUCCAAUCAGAGGCUAUGAUAUCAUAUUAGGCAUGGACUGGUUGGAAACCCACAGCCCUAUGAAAAUUCAUUGGGUGGAUAGAUGGUUACAAUUCUCCUAUCAAGACAAGCUCAUAACUCUUCAAGGCAUUCCUACUGCUGUUCAAUUAGGGCCUCCAGUUACUCACAAUCAGUUGCUCGCCUUUGACAAGACAGACUCCAUAUUAUAUUUGGUACAAAUUCAAGCACUGGAACCUGCUGCACCUCAAGAACCAUCAUUACCUCUAGAUCUUCAACACUUGUUGGAACAAUUCAAAUCAGUCUUCGAGCCUCCAACCACACUUCCACCUUCCCGGUUGGGCGACCACUCCAUUCCAUUAUUAGAUGGCGCUCAACCAUUUUGCCUCAGACCUUAUCGCUACAACCCCGCCCAGAAGACAGAGAUAGAGAAUCAGAUAGCUGACAUGCUCUAG